CAAAGUUUAUCAAAACAAGCACAACCUCCUUCAACAAGAAGUACAGAGAUUCACGGCAUUUCGCUCGCAAACCCUUUUAGGAUCCAAAAUCUCGAAGAAGACACCCUUCUCGGAUUCCUCUGAUCGUUUGGUUCUCUGCAAUGUCGAACAAGAAAGAUCAUUCCCCAGAUUCUCCAUCCCACGAAUCAACUCUUCUCCCUUUCAAGAAGAGAGGUAUUUCAGAAACUAUGGCGAGCGAUAGCAACCACGGUGAUGUCAAGAAACUGAAACUCGACGAACUCCAGAAAAAGGCUUACUUUCAUGUUCUCCAUGCCUUUGCCACAGAAUCUGUUGAAAUUUCCAGCCCAAGGAUUACGAUCAUCAAAGAACUAAAGAAAGAAUGGAACAUUGACUACAAAACUCAUAUCGGUUUUGAGUAUAUGAUCAAAGCUGAUAUAAUGGCCCAAACAUUAAGGAAAAAGUCACUGGCUUCCGAUAAGAAGGAGAAGCAGAAUGGCAAAAUCGCUUACGAUGGAGAGAAGGAAAAAGCUCAGAGCUUCUGGGGCAGUGUUAAUCCCGAGGCUCUAGUUGGACUAUGGGUCCUCGUGAGAAUGCCCGAUGAAGAGAACUUCGACGAGUUCGUGAUCUCCGAGUAUGACGCAGAAAAUGAAAUGCAUCGGUUUGAGGCAGUAGAUCCGGAUGCAAUGGAGAGGGAUGAGAUGUUAAGCAGGAUGGAUAUCAGAGAAAUUCCGCCUGAAGACAUCAUGUGGCCAAACUUUUGAAAUCACCUUGAUGAAUGAUGAGGACAAUGAGGGAGACUGACAAAAGACAAACUUAUGCACUUUUAUUCGAGAUCUUCAGUACUUGUACAUGUUUCAAUUUUAAAUUUUAAAAAAUGUUCGUUGUCGUCAGAAAAUAAAAUGAAAAAUAUUCGUUAUUAACUGAAGUUAAAACGAACAAAAAAAGAUAACUAGUAGAAUUUCUUUAGCUUUGUUAGGUGUAACUAUGCCAAACCACA
Messenger RNA from Thlaspi arvense, 997 nucleotides. Lineage: Eukaryota; Viridiplantae; Streptophyta; Magnoliopsida; Brassicales; Brassicaceae. The record is from the annotation of a GenBank genome assembly.